AUGAAGCUGAGCGUUGCUUUGCUUGGGCUGUCUCUUGCAGGGGCCGGCCUUGGUGCACCCCUUUUUACCGACUCGCUACCAAUCCGCCAAGUUGCUGAUCUGGGUGCCGUUGCCAUCCAAACUCUGGCCAAAGGCUGCAGCAGCAAUGUUUUCUCUGCCCUUCCCGGUCUUCAAAAGUACUGCGACGACAAUCUCCUGACAUAUCGACACACCUUCACACACUGA
Messenger RNA from Clonostachys solani, 225 nucleotides. The record is from the annotation of a GenBank genome assembly. Lineage: Eukaryota; Fungi; Ascomycota; Sordariomycetes; Hypocreales; Bionectriaceae.